GAACCACGAGAUCAUGACCCGAGCUGAAGUCGGCGCGUAACCGACCAAGCCACCCAGGCGCCCCUCAACUACUGUACUUUUGACGUAUGUCCACAAAUCCUUCCAAAUUCUCCCUUCCCAAAAGGUGGAGCUUCGUUCCUCUAUCUUGGGGGGGUGGUUGGAAGGGGUGUUUCUGGACCCGAGUCAUAGUUACGCGGUAUGUUUGGUCUAUGAAAAUUCUUCCGGGUGUCCACGAAUGAUCUGUGUGCUCUUCCUUAAGUGUGUCAUACUUUGAUCAAAAGUUCAAUUGAUGGGGCUCCUGGGUGGCUCAGUUGGUUGAGCGUUGGACUCUUGGUUUUGGCUGAGGUCAUGAUCCCAGGGUCAUGGGGGCUAGCCCCAUGUUGGGUUCUGUGCUGAGCAUAAAGCUUGCUUGAGAUUCUCCCUCUCCCUCUGCACCUCUCCCCACCUCCUGUUCUCUCUCCCUCUAAAAUAAAAAAUAAUAAAGAAGGCAAGAGAAAUGCACAAGGAAAGAAGGAAACAGAACUAUCUGUCCCAGAAAUGCACAUGUUGGCGUUAGAAUCACAACAAAAUACAAAGAAGCGACAACUAAAGCUACCCCUAGGGGGUGGGAGGGCCUGUGACAGGAUUAUGCAGCGGGGGAUGUCUAUGCUGCUGGCACAGUUCCAUUUCCUGACCUGAGCGGUAACAACAUGGGUGUCUUGUUUAUGAUUCUUUCAACUGCACGUUCUGGCCGAGUCAGCUGACACUCGCUUGUGAGACCUGAUGGUUGACUCUUCGGGACUCUGCUGACCACGCAGACGUCAUAUUGGUAGCUUGAAAUUGGCCGGAAACCAACAGCCGCUACAAACCAGGGUCUUUUUAAUGUCUUUCUUUCUUUUUUUUUCUUUCUUUCUUCUGGAGAACUCAUUGGUAAACGCUUCCCAGCACAUCCCAGCUUCUUGAUGUAUGUUAUCGUAAUUAAACAUUUUAAAGUUAUUUUUUAAUGGUGGUAAAAUACGCAUAAAAUUGAUCAUCUUCGUCGCUUUUACGUGUCCAGUUCAUCUGCUCAAAUUUGAGAACCAUUAUCAUAGGUCACUGGGAGGAUGAAACAGAUGCAAAAUACUUAGAGCGGUGCCUGGCCUUGUAGCCUAGCCCACACUGCGAAGCAGAAACGCUCAUUAUCAUUGUUAUCCUAGAGGAGAUCCAGCCCUAUGCGGGGGUUGUAUCUUGGCUGUGCCCUCUCUUUGGGUCUGGUGGGGUCUGGGUCCCCGGUCUCUGCUGAAUCGAGACCUUCUCGCCCUUCUAGAUGAAGAUGACAGUGAGCUGGAGCACGUCACUCCGUCCCUGGUUAAAGGUUAUCACUUGCUCCUGGAAACGGGAAAGGUCGGGGUUGUGGGGGGCAUGCCAGCCUCCCCUCUGCUGGAGGAGAUAAAGGAGGUCACUUGCCUUCUCCGUGACAGGUGGGGGGAACCCGGGGUGUAUAAAUGGGGGGCCAGGAGGCAGCAGAGACACAGACUCCCAGGGAGGUUGCAUCGCUGUGCCCCAGCGUCCCAGGUGUUCCUGUCCAGCAUGGCCAAGCGCUCGCUGCUGCUGCUGCUGGCCGUGUGGGUGCUGGCUGGGGAGCUGUGGCUGAGCACCGAGGCCCGGGCAUCACCCUACGGAGUGAAGCUUUGCGGCCGGGAAUUCAUCCGGGCCGUCAUCUUCACCUGCGGGGGCUCCCGAUGGAGGCGGUCAGACAUCCUGGCCCAUGAAGCUACGGACACAGACUCUGACACAGACAGCGAGCUGGACGGGGCAGUAGCCUCCAGCGAGUGGCUGGCCCUGACCAAGUACCCCCGGGCUUUGUAUGCAGACCGACCUGGCUGGCAGGGAACUCCAGGGGCUCUGCGCCCUGUCCGUGAUGUCCUGGGUGGCCUCUCCAGCAACUGCUGCAAGUGGGGGUGCAGUAAGAGUGAAAUCAGCAGCCUCUGCUAGACCAGCGACCGGGUGGCCAGGGCCCCAGGGGCCAGCUGGGCACCUGACUCUGGCCCCUCAUGCGUUCAUUCAUCCGCAAGUCAGGAGUCAGGCACUGGGCACUUGGACACGCUGCCCCCCCCCCCCCCAUGACCCUGACCUUUGACCAGCCUCUCCUAAACCCCAGCAAACUUCCCCUACCUGGCCAAAUGGGAACCUCUGAUCCUGACCCCUGACCUCUCCUUAGGUCCUAUCAUGCCUUUGCCUGGCCUAUACCGUUCCCUGCCGCAGUGGCGCCCCUAUUGUACUGAAACCGGCCACGCUGAGACCUUUGCCCAAACUGUGAUUCUCUCGUGCCCCAACUGUGGCCACUCUUCCAAAUUACGCCCCCGCUCCAUUCCAGCCUUUGCUCGGUGCCUUCUCCCUGCCUUCCAGCCCCUCCUCCUCCAACCCCACCGGCUGGGGUUCUAGAGCUGUGGACCUUAGAAUAAUGGUGGGGACCCCUGGGCUCCCUUCACCCAUCCUGGGGUGGGAGGCUCGGUGGGGGGGACCGAUCGGAACCUUCUUCGACCCCAAUAAUAAAAGUUCCAAAGGAC
This is a messenger RNA of Felis catus (domestic cat), 2528 nucleotides long. It is a transcript of the gene RLN3, whose product is annotated as relaxin 3. Gene Ontology annotation, molecular function: hormone activity. Lineage: Eukaryota; Metazoa; Chordata; Mammalia; Carnivora; Felidae. The record is from RefSeq and is a predicted model, not a curated record. Gene Ontology annotation, cellular component: extracellular region. The transcript has 2 exons. Bases 1381 to 1953 code for a protein of 190 amino acids.